UUUAACGUGAUAGAAUUUAAAGUAACAAAUAACAAUUGAUCCUGUAAUGUCAGUACAUAAUUUGUAAUAAUUUGAAUAGCGUUCAAAUACAAUUAUUUGGAAAUUUUAAGCAAAAAGAUCACUUAUAUCGAUAAAUUUUAUAAGUCGAAUCGUUUUUUCGAGAUUACUUUUUGUUUUGGUCGUCUUGACAACGUGUUUAUUGGAAAUGCUAAGCGCAAAAAGUGGAUUUUCUGUCAAACUUUUUCGACGGCACGAAGACUCAAGUUUAGUUUGCCAUGAAAAUAUUAUUCCCCUUUCAUUUCCAAGGAACGAGAUAAUUACGUAUAUUCGUACAGCUCGAUACUAUGAACAUUAGAAAAGCAGAAUCGAUUAGCACACUGACCGAACAUGAGGACGAACUUGACGACAUCGAGGGAUCAAUUAUUUGGUCUCAGGAAGAGCCGCUAUCGUCGAACGAAAUUCUCGAAUUGACUCCCGAUACCGGGAAACAAAAUCGAUUGAAAUCUUUCUGUCGUUUAUGCGCAGGAGAAACUCUUAAUCCUAUUUAUAUUUAUUCGGAAUUUGGCGAAUCCUUGAGACUGUUGCACAAAAUAAACACAUGUUUAAGCAUCAAGGUAAAGAAAACUGAUCCUCUUCCAAAACAGAUUUGUCCGACGUGCGUUGAAAAAAUUAUAUGGUGCAAUGAAUUCGAUGCCCAGUGUAUUAGGGCGGAAGAAACUCUUUUUGAAAUUUUAAAAGAUAAACAUUCUUUUACGAAUACUCGGAAUUCUGAAGAUGCCCUGGAGAAUAGUGAUUCGUGUCCUUUAUGUAUAGAAGGACGAAUGAAGGUGUACGAAGAGGACAAAGAAAAUCGAACGGAUGUAGAAUUAUACGAUAGUGAUAUUAUUCUUGAAAGUAGCGACGAAGAACAAAUUCCGAACGAGAUUAAAGCCGAUAAAGAGCUCACAAAUGAAUCUGUAACUCUAUUUUGCUUGGGUACCAAACAAAAAUAUCUAAAAUGUGGAGCUUGCAUGAAUCUAUAUCAUACGAAAGAGACCCUGGACGAGCAUAAAUGCAAACCUAAUUUACAAUGUACCUCUAAGCCGUAUAAAUGUGACAUUUGCUUUGCCACUUUUACGUUUGAAGAACGAUUACAAUUUCAUCAAAAUUUUCAUAGAAAUGCUAAAGCGUUAUAUUGUGAAAUUUGCAAGAUUACUUUUGGAAAAGAGCUAAAAUUGUUCUACCAUUAUAAGAGAUACCAUUGUAAAGAUGGUAGAGUAUCUUGCUUGCAGUGUGGAAAGUUAUUUGAAAAUCAAGAAGGAUUAAGAAAACAUGUUUGCGUAGAUGGAAAAACAAGACCUCACGUAUGCGAGGUGUGUUCUAAAGGAUUUUGUGAUGGAUACACUUUAAAGCGGCAUGUAGUAACUCACCUUCCAGAAAAGCCGUAUAAAUGCCCCGAAUGCUCGAAAAGUUUCACGCAAAAGUCAAGACUGAAUAAACACGUCGCUGGACACAGCAUUGUUUUUGAGAAUAGUCAAACAAUUUGGAGGUAACAUAUUUAUUUUUGUAUCGUGUUUUACCAAUACGGAAUAGUUUUUCUUUUCGUAUACGAAGGUGCGUCCACUGCGGAGAAGUAUUUGGAACUUGCGAGUGUGCGGACGAGCAUUGUAAAAGUCAUGAAGGGAAAAUUAGCUUUAUCGAAGAAU
Messenger RNA from Megachile rotundata (alfalfa leafcutting bee), 1685 nucleotides. RefSeq lists its product as uncharacterized. Gene Ontology annotation, cellular component: nucleus. Lineage: Eukaryota; Metazoa; Arthropoda; Insecta; Hymenoptera; Megachilidae. The record is from RefSeq and is a predicted model, not a curated record. Gene Ontology annotation, molecular function: zinc ion binding.